AUGAGUCCCCGAAAGAUAACUUCGUCGAUGAGCAGCACUCGGGCUGUGUGUGGUAGACCUGGUCGCCAGGAUUACAUGAAUCGGUCAGAGAUGGAGUCUGAGGCCGAGUCCCAGCCUGAGUCCAGUCCCGUGGAUAUCCCCACCCGAUUUGGAACACUGGCCUGCAGUGGCAGUUCCUACUAUUCUUCACCAAACAGCUCUGUGGGUUCUUCAGCUGGCGGCGACCGAGCUGACUGCGGCAAUGACGACAUCUCUGUCGUCUCUGGUAGCCUCGACGGCGAGCCCAAGCUGACCAUCAUGGACCUACCGACCGAAUUGCACCUCACCAUUGUCGAGAUCUGCUUCCUGCUCAACAGCUACGGCGACAACCACAAGGCAAACAGGGGCAAGAAGUAUAUCGGCGGCGCCGUUCGAGACCUGACCCUGGUCAAUCACUACUUCCGUCAUCUCACUGCACCGUACCUCAUGAAAAGCAUUUGCAUCAAGGACAACACUGAGGCCACACUGAAAGAUCUUCUCAAGGAAAGCAUUCAGGCCAUCAUCACCAGCCCUCGCAUGCUCCAGUGGCUGCCCAAGAUCGAGAAGUUCACCGUGUCUCUGACCCGAACCCCCCAGCCGAACCACGCAUACGUCGAGGAGGACCUGAUCCUGGCCCUGGACCUGGUCCGACCCAAGGUCCAGCGCUUCGUCAUCGAGAAGGAGAGCACCCAGUGGCAGCUGCUCUGCCUGGUGGAGAACGUCUGGCGCAGGUGGGCGCAGAGCGGAUUCCCGCACCGUAUCUACGCCACCAAGCAGCUCGAGAUCUCGGCGCCAUUCGGCCACAACUGGGACUUCCAGUUCCUCGCGGGGCCUUACGUCAACAUCGAGCGCAUGUGGCUCGACUACAACUGCGACCUCCUCGAGCCAGCCACCCUGAAGCUCAACCGCCUCACGAACCUCGAGUACCUGAUGAUCCGGUCGUUCCCCGCCCGCUUCCUCGGCGACGCGUCGGACCUCGCCGGCUUCUACGGCUGGAACGAGCGCCCCGACCAGGGGUCCAGGCUCGCCGCGCUGGCCCGCACCCUCCCGCAGCUCAAGCACCUCGCCCUGGUCGGCCUCCUCAACGGCCCCGUCACAGACCUCGCCGAGCGCCUCGCACCCAUGCGCUCCCUCGAGCAGCUCGACAUCACGGACCAGCAGGCCAUCAGCGAGCAGCAGAUCAUGGACGCCCGGCGGGCCACGAACUGCAGCGACGCGGUGGACUGGGCCCUCGCCCACAGCCGCCUGAUCCGCGAGCAUCCGGCCAACGUGCCCCGCGAGGAGGCUGCCAGGGUCUUUUUCGAGGCGAUCCCCACCCUCAGGCGUAUCUGCUUUGUCUGGGACCAGGUCGGCACUGUGCUCCACCCGGUCCGCGACGAGGAGGACGGCGGCCGUGUCGUGCGCGUCGAGAUGGCCGAGCCGAUCUCCGCCCCGCGCCGGUACCUGAAAUUCCAGAGCCCCAAGGCAUGGCUGUGCGGGUUCCCCAACGUCCUGGGGUACCAGCUGUUUGACCGCAGUCCGGAGUCCCUCGUCGACACGAUCGAGUCGGAGCGUCGCUGGGGCCGUAGGAGGUAG
Diaporthe batatas is the source of this 1593-nucleotide messenger RNA. RefSeq lists its product as uncharacterized. The transcript has a single exon. The record is from RefSeq and is a predicted model, not a curated record. Bases 1 to 1593 code for a protein of 530 amino acids. NCBI's taxonomy places the organism in Eukaryota, Fungi, Ascomycota, Sordariomycetes, Diaporthales, Diaporthaceae.